Messenger RNA from Parascedosporium putredinis, 1290 nucleotides. The record is from the annotation of a GenBank genome assembly. Lineage: Eukaryota; Fungi; Ascomycota; Sordariomycetes; Microascales; Microascaceae.
AUGAAGCACAUGUUGCUCCUCGGGGCGCUGGCGGGCCUCGCUCUCGCCGCCCCCGACCACAGGAUGACCCCGAGGAACCUGCCGCCCCCGAGACCCCUGCCGCCCCGAAACGCCCGCCGCCGAUGUUCAGUGCGCCGCCGCGCCUCGCCGUGGCCGUCCUACCAGGGGUAUCCCGCGCAGAGCUCCCUCCCGGACCCGUUCCUGCCCCCGCUCUACAUGACCACCGAGGGCUCUGGCGGCGUGUCCGCCGCCGACCUGAUGGCCGGCAAGGGCAAGGACCGCAUCACCACCCCCGAGCAGUGGUACCAGUGCCAAAAGCCGCAAAUCAUGGAAAUGCUCCAAGAGUACCAGUUCGGCUACUACCCCGACCAUUCCGCCGAGACCGUCGAGGCGACCCGCACGGGCAACAACCUCGCCAUCUCCGUCACCGCGGGCGGCAAGACGGGCAGCUUCGCCGCCACCGUCCAGCUCCCCUCCGGCACGGGACCCUUCCCCGUCGUCAUCGCCAUCGGCGGCAUGAAGAACCAGCCGUACUUGCAAGCCGGCAUCGCCGUCGCCGAGUUCAACUACGUCUCCGUCGCCGCCGACAGCAACGCCAAAUCGGGCGCCUUUUGGCAAAUCUACGGCGACCGCGACAUCGGCGUGCUCACCGCCUGGGCCUGGGGGUUCCACCGCGUCCUCGACGCCAUCACCCAGACCGUCUCCGAGAUCGACCCCACCCGCGUCGGCGUCACCGGCUGCUCCCGCCUCGGCAAGGGCGCCCUCGCCGCCUCCCUCUUCGACGAGCGCAUCACCCUCAGCAUGCCCAUGUCUUCGGGCGUCCAGGGCUUCGGGCCCUACCGCUACUUCACCCUCUCCGGCCAGGGCGAGAACCUCGACAACUCUAAGCAGGGCGCCGGCUGGUGGAGCAGCAGCCGCCUCGGAGAGUUCGUCGGCCACCACGAGAACCUCCCCUUUGAUGCCCACACCAUCGCCGCCGCCAUCGCCCCGCGUGCUAUCGUGGCUGACCAGGGCGUCGGUGACCAGUUUGUCAACUCCAAGGGAUCGUCCACCGUCAUCUACCCGGCUGCGCAGCUCGUCUACGACUUUUUGGGCGCCAGUGACAAGCUCGCCAUCGCCAUUCGGCAGGGUGGGCAUUGUGAUAUGAGCGGAUAUGAUAAUAUCCUCCCGUAUGUCCGCCACAUCCUUCAGGACGAACCCCUGACAAGGGACUACCACGACCUCGGCAGCUACGGCUCGGCCCUUGCAGAGUCUUUCCCUUGGUCCGCUACAGCCCCCAAAGCGGCGUAA